AAUCGCAAAUAUUAAAUUAAACGAAUAAAAAUAAAAGAAAAAGUGUUUGAUAAAAAUAAAAGUUAAAUCUGAAGAAUUUGAAGACUGAAAGAGUGAUUUUAAUAACGGAAAAAAAAAAGUUUUUCGACCUUCUUUUUAGUGCGUUUAUUAAUCGAUUUUGUUAGAAAUGAAAGGGGGAAGAGAGAAGCUUUGGUCGAAAUUGUCCAGCACGUUCUUGAGAAAAUGGUGGUUCGUGGCGGCUGUAUCAUUAGGAAUUAUUUUAUUAGGCGGAUUAGUUGCGUUUUUCUUUAUGAGUUGGGUUAACAUAGUUUUACAUCACCAAAUCGUUUUGAGAAAGGGUUCUCAAACUUUCGAUUUAUGGUCGAAACCGCCAGUUCAUCCCGUUUUAAAAGUUUACGUUUACAACGUAACGAACGCCGAUGAGUUCUUAAACAACGGAACUAAACCGGAAGUGAACGAAAUCGGACCUUACAUUUACAUCGAAACCUGGGAGAAAAAGAACUUAAGAUUCCACGAUAACGGAACGAUUACGUUCAAUCAGGAAAAAAUCUACAUUUUCGACCCAAUUAACUCGGCUGGAACUGAAGAUGACGUCGUCGUCGUUCCAAAUAUUCCAAUGCUUAGUGCAACAUCACAAUCGAAACACGCAGCGAGAUUUCUACGUCUAGCUAUGGCGAGCAUCAUGGACAUUUUAAAAGUGAAACCCUUCAUAGAGGUCUCUGUUGGUCAAUUGCUAUGGGGUUAUGAUGACCCCCUCCUAAAAUUAGCCAAAGACGUCGUGCCGAAAGAUCAAAAACUUCCUUACGAACAAUUUGGGCUUAUGUAUAAUAAAAAUGGUACUUCAAAAGAUAACGUGACUUUAUAUACGGGUUCUGGUGAUAUCAAAAAAUUCGGAUUAAUCGACAACGUAAAUGGAAUCAGCAACUUAUCGCAUUGGAAAACCGAUCAAUGUAACGCCCUAAAUGGAUCUGAUGGGUCAAUUUUCCCACCUCAUAUCACUCAAAAUACCACGUUGUAUUUGUAUGAUAAAGAUCUUUGUCGAUUACUUCCAUUAAAGUUUAAAGAAGAAAUCGAAGGUCCAAAUAAAGUCCAAGCUUAUCGCUUUUCCCCGGCUAAAAACGUUUUUGGCACACCCGAAGAAAACCCGGAAAAUGAUUGUUUUUGCCCCCAAGGCCCCCCUUGCUCCCCAUCCGGAUUCUUCAACGUUUCUCUUUGCCAAUUUGAUUCUCCCAUUUUGUUAUCAUUCCCUCAUUUUUAUCUUGCAGAUGAUAGCUAUAGGGCUGCGUUUAAUGGCAUUUCGGAACCCGAUCCAGAAAAACACGCGAUGCAUUUAGAUGUCCAGCCCUUAAUGGGAGCUGCUGUUUCGGCGAAAGCUCGCCUCCAAAUCAACCUCGCAGUUUCCCAAGUAGUCGACAUUAAGCAAGUUGCGAAAUUUCCUUCCAUCAUAUUUCCUAUUAUUUGGUUCGAGGAGGGAAUCGAUGGUUUGCCGGAUAACGUAACGAAUCUAAUGAAAUUGGCCUCGACCGUCCCACCAAUAGCCAGGACCGUAUUAACCGGGGUUUUGGUCGUAAUCGGAUUUUUGUUGUUAAUGGUGGCAGUUUGGAGGUUAGUUCGAGGGGCGAAUCGGCUCAGUUCGUUGCAAUUAGCGACGGGGCACAUCGGAAAUGGGGCAAAUUCGCCGUCGAAGCCCGACAUCCCAAUGAGUAACGUUAAACAAUAAAGAUUUUGUGAUUCCAAUUUUUUGUAAAAAUUAAAAAAGAUCUAAAUUAAUGACCAAAAAAAAUUUUUUAUUAAGACAAGAUUAAAUAAAUAAGACUUAGACGAUUAUUUUUGCUCAGAUACUUUUUUAAAAAUUAAAAUUAUAGACAAUUUUUAAUUAAUAAUAAUUAAAAAAAUUAGGAAUUAGAGAUAAAAUUGGGCCAGAUAUUUUUUUUUGGUGUAUUUUUUUUAAUUUUAAAUUUAUAUUUUUUUUGUUAAUU
This is a messenger RNA of Onthophagus taurus, 1979 nucleotides long. The record is from RefSeq and is a predicted model, not a curated record. Lineage: Eukaryota; Metazoa; Arthropoda; Insecta; Coleoptera; Scarabaeidae.